GCCGAAUUCAGGUUUGCUUCAAGACUCAAAGUACCAGUGUGAUUAUGCUAUUAUUGGAAGCCCUUCUGCGCGGGUUCACACGUUGAUUUAGUAUACUAUGCAUUCGCCCCGUCUAGCAUGUUAGAACCGCCUCCCCGCUUUCUUCUUCUCUUACACAUAGCACAAGCGCUCUAAUGAUAUACUACACAGGCUAUAUAUACAUUCGCGUGGAGACUUGUAUGCUGGCCGGCUUCUCUUUCAAACCAGCAGCAUAGGAACUAGCACCGUAGCUAAGUUAUAACAAUAUGAAAUAGCGGCUGUUGCUAUAUCCUUUCGACGAAGAUGGAAAGUGUCAGAUGUAAGGGAUGGUAUAGUCCUAGGUAUACUAACGAUACAAUACAAUGCCCCCACACCUAUGGGCAGUUGCCCAGGCUGCGUGGCCCACGAUCCGCGCACUAAGGCUUGAACAUAUUGCGAAUGAGGGGCUAUACUUACCCCGCCGUUGAGGAUGGAGUGACGCCUUGGGAAUUUUCAGUUUCUGUUACAACAUCCACAAUAACACUGCGGCGUGGGUGCAAUGUAUUGCGUGGCGUGGCCAGUAUGAGACCACCGCGCCCAAUGGCGCGCUUCAGCCCGGCGCUAUGCUUCGUAGAUUUGAACUCAGGGAUCUGGAGGCAGCCAGUGUCUUGGCUGUCCAUGGGGCCAUUGGCCCACUCCUGUCGCAAAGGCAAUGUCGAACGACGCUGUCUGGGAGGCAGCCUGUACCCUGCUGCUACUUUACAGCAACGGGCUGCGUUCACAAUGUCUACGCGACUUCCCUCGCAGCGUAGCAUGAAUAUCGAGGUCCAGAGUGAAGAGAAUGGUAGCUGUGAUACGAUACCAUUGGGAGACUUCCUGCGAGUUCUAGGCGGGGUUCAAGCAGCAACCUCGGCGGCCGGUGAGUAUGUCAGAGAAGCAUCGGAAUGGGCUUCAUCCAAGACACAAGGAAUCAAAUUCCACCAAUGCCAAGACACUCUGGAUGGCGACAUGCGCGCGAAAGCGUCUGUGUCGCGACGUCUAGCCAAGUUAGCGCUCGCUAUUGGGUUCCUUCGCCAACAGGGGCGGCGUGGUGUGGCGGCCACGGCAACCGAGUUAGGCCUGGCGUGGAAUUUGGUGCGCGAUGCUCUCGAUUCCGACGUGGAUGGAGAGCUCCAGUGCAAGGCAACCCGUAGUGCUCAAGGCUUUCUCGCUAUCGCCCUGUGCAGCAUCGUGAAUAACGGGGCUAUAGAUGAGCUUUUCCGGCUUCACGUCUGGGAGCCGCUAGGUCAUAGGGGCGACCCUAGGUUCGCGGUUCAUUCCCAUCAGGUUUUUGCCCAAAGCUGGAUAUUAGCUGGGGAGGGCACCGAGCAUUCUUACGAAGGUGGCCCGGUCGAUAACGAUGCCGAUGCCACACAUGCCACGUACUCGCUUUCCUGGAGCGACGGCAACAAUUCAGAUAGUAGCUACAAGCUGAACCAAAUAUCGUCAACCAUUCGAAAUACAGGGCAUCUGAUGCGGUGUGUGCCAAAGCAGUCUGUAACACAUGCGGUUGGCGAUUGCUAUUCGAUCGCAGCAGCGGAGUUCCACCACGUUGAGGUUCCACCCCAAAAGGUGCAUGCGACUUUGUUCUUCUUCGAUGCUUCCAGGGGCUACGUCGAUGAUGCUGGCGUUCUUGGUCCCAAGGAUGUCGAGUCCUACACACAGAUACGUGAGGUGCCAGGGGUUACACCUGGCGUGCUGGCACGCAAGGUUGAGGUAGUCCGGCAAUUAGAGGCACACAUGUCACUAGGCCAGCAAUUUGCGGAGAGGGCGGAGUGGGAGCAUGCGCUCCAGUCAUUUAAUAGCGCAUUGCAUGUGUCCGAGAAGCAAGCAGACAUCCUCGGUACUAGUUACUACCGGAGCCUCAUACUCGGUAGGAUAGGGUCUACGAAUAGGCGUUUUGGCCGAUAUGAGACGGCAAAGAGCGUCCUAGAGAAGGCUGUUAUAGAGUCGAUCAUCCCCGAACUCCGGCUUGAGCUCAGCGGGGAGCUUGGGGUUGUCUAUCGUCAUAUGGACCAGAUUGAAGACGCAAGAGACGCGUUCCAGAUGCAAUAUCAACUCGCCAAACAGAUUGGCGACUCGUUGCAGAUGUGCCGAGCUAUCGGAAAUCUGGGAAUGGCAAACUAUCAGAUUGGGCUAGUAAAUCAAGACCCAACUCAUUUCGAGGUGGCCAUUGAGCAGCUUACAGAACGUGUUGAGAGUGCUCGGCAUCUGCGGGCCCAGCCGCUUGACGUCGGCAAAGGCGCGCAUUGGGAUGCCAACCUUCGGCAUUGGGAAGUAAUUGGUCUCGCACGGUUGUCAUUAUGCCUCGCUGCUGUUGGAAAUAUGUCAGAGGCGAUUAGUAAAGCUUCAGAGUCCCUUGACGUAGCCAAGGAUAUAAGCGACCCUACAGUGAUUGCAAUGUCUCGAUUUUACCACGGCCGGGCCUUGCUUCAAAGUGGACGAGCUGACGAAGCAUCCGAGGUUUUCAAUACCGUCGAUUCCUGCACGCCCGCCAUCGCUUUCUGCAAAGAGCCGUCCGAGGAACAUCGUGGAUACCUCCGCGAGCUAAUCAAUGCCGGCGCCAACCUGGAUUUAGUCGAUGAACAUGGGUACUGUGCUCUGGACUACGCGGUUUUUAACGGAGACCAGGAAACACAGGCAGUGAUUAUCGGUAGCUUGAAAGCACUGCUCGACCCAGCAGAGAUAGACGCCAAGCUGGUCGGGGCGAGAGUGCGCAAAGCUUACCGAGAGAUUUUCCAAGAGCAGUUGCGGCCGAUUCUGCUACGCGUGGAUGUGGGAAAAGUCGCUGCAUCUUUGCGCCUACGAUAUUUGGAACUACUAGACGCUGAUACCGAGAAGCGUAGUCUUCUCGAUGAACUCAAAUUCAUCCCAUACUCAAAAUUCAUCGAGCUUGGCCAUUUGCCGCGAUCAGACCAAGCUCCGCUUGAACGACUUCAAACAGGUACUAACGGGGAGUUGGACAAGUUCUUAAUCUUUUUCUCAUAUCGUUGGGUAGGGCGGCGGGACCAAGAGGCAGGUGACCACCAAGUAGAGCGACCAGUAACGCGGCCAGACAACGACGAGAACAGGCAAUACAAGCGAAUGCUUAGCGCCAUUGACCAGUUCCUUCUAUUACAUCCCUCAAUACAUCGCGAGUCUAUAGGCAUUUGGGUGGAUUAUGCUUGCGUUGACCAAGAUGACUCGUUUCGCGGGAUGAACACUCUGCCGUUAGUGCUGACCCAGUGCAACGCUAUCAUAAGUCUCUGGGAGCAAGACUACGAUGAGCGCGCCUGGUGCUGUGCCGAGGCUUUGCUUGCGCAAAUUCUGAAGCAGUCGUAUGGGUACCAUUUGUGGUAUGAGAGCGUACCAAGCAAGAAAACAGGUACCAUAAGCCCUAGGGCCGGGGUGACUUCAAAGGAAGACUUGCGCGAAGCAUCUCUUGACCGUAUGAUCGUACCAACAUCAGCAAAGUUGACUUUUGAUGCGGAUAGGCCAAUUAUAAGGUUCCUGGAGAGACAAGCUAGGCUUUUGGGAAGCUAGGGGCUACAUGAAAGCACGAAAACCAGUCAAGAAACCACAGUCGCGACAAAAUCUCAGUAGUUUCUUGUGGGGAUAUAGCUGAUGUUGUACAUAGAAAAGUGAAAUUUAAAGCUUAAAAUGUCUAGCGUGAUUAGCCUGGUCUAAUGUUCAUGUUGCGCUUUGAUACUAUAUUGAGUUUAUUGCAC
This is a messenger RNA of Xylaria bambusicola, 3743 nucleotides long. RefSeq lists its product as uncharacterized. The coding region runs from base 457 to 3558 and encodes 1033 amino acids. The transcript is spliced from 3 exons. The record is from RefSeq and is a predicted model, not a curated record. Gene Ontology annotation, molecular function: protein binding. Lineage: Eukaryota; Fungi; Ascomycota; Sordariomycetes; Xylariales; Xylariaceae.